Molecule: messenger RNA, 1659 nt
Organism: Cyanidioschyzon merolae strain 10D
Lineage: Eukaryota; Rhodophyta; Bangiophyceae; Cyanidiales; Cyanidiaceae
Product: similar to carbonic anhydrase precursor
Exons: 1
Coding region: 1-1659 (552 amino acids)
Molecular function (GO): zinc ion binding; carbonate dehydratase activity
Source: RefSeq, a predicted model, not a curated record
AUGGGGUUCUUGUUGUGUAGAGCUUGUUUCCGACGAAACUCAAAGCGGUUUCUCUCCACGAAACUUCAGCGUUGCGCGCUGACGCGUGACCUGCACCUGCGGCGACACUCCAAGCUCUGCUCUUUCUCGGCAUUGAAAAUGGCCAAUUUUGGAAACGGCUCCAAGAGGCUAUUGCGAAUAGCGCUUUCGUGGGAUCGAGGAGCGGUCAUGGCGCUUCUUUCCGCGGCGCUUCUUCUAGGCCAACCAGUUCUCGUGCACGCACAGGGCGGCCCUGCUCCAGCCGCUGGUGCCCUGAACGUUACGAGCAACCUCGCGGGAUCCGGACAAAGGCAGACAUCCACGCAAGCGCAGGCUCCUGAUACGCAAAGCCCGAAGGUUGCGUCAGGCAACCAGAACCUCUGCUGGGACUACGGGUCAGAGCGAGGGCCGUCCCAAUGGGGCAGUCUCGCUGACGCAUAUCGUCUGUGCUCUUGUGGACGUUUCCAGUCGCCAAUAGCACUUUCGGAGCGAGAAGCAUUGCGUUUUGAAUACUCGGCUGCGGCCGCUCCGUUCGAGAUACGGAGUAAUGUUGCGCAGUGGAAACGUCUCGAGCCGUCUCCACCGGGCGUUCAACCGCCGUUGGCGAUGUUCGAGCAGUAUAUUCCGCCACCACCGCCUAUUGUCGGUGAUGUACCGCCGGUCACCGGCUUUGAAGCGCCGCUUCCAGCAGCGACCUUGAUAUUACGAGAGAUCCCUCCAGAGCUCCCAAAGGUGACUGAUGGCGAUGGCACAUCGGUUGUGGCAACUGAGGCGCCGACUCCAGUCAAACUCAGCGACGCGCAAGUGCAACAGUAUCGCCUGGUGAACAUUCACUUCCAUGCACCUCAGAGCGAGCAUGUCAUCGAACGUUUCCGUGGUGACCUCGAAAUGCAUGCCGUGUUUCGGAACGUGGCGGAUGAGAACGAUGUUGCCGUGAUUGGUCGCAUCUGGCGUGCGGUUCCCGAGGCGAACCCAGCGAGCAGCGGAAGCGGUGCGGGCGCAGCGGCAGUAGGCGCGCCUGAUACAGCGGUUCCACGCUGGCUCGAUGAGCUGCUCUCGCUGCUGGAUGAAGCACCAGCUGGUCAGCCUCCGGCACAGAAGGAUGCAGGCGCAACGAAUGGCGAGACCUCGCUGACCUACACCUCAGCAGCCGCCGGCGCUACGCGUGCCAGUGUCCACGCUGAGUCUCUGGUCGCCGAUGCAUCGAACUCGUCGCUACCACCAUCGAGCACAGCGACCAGCCAAACGGCACCAUCUCGGCCCGGUAGACUGAGAACCACACGCUUCGUGGAAUUCAAUUUUGCGGAUACGCUCUUGCGAGAAAACACUGCAGCAUCACUGGCAUCACGAUCGCCAGCCGGAGAAAUCGAGUCAGGCAUGGCGCUGGCCGCCGAGGAGCUGGACCCUGAGGCACGGCCCUGCUUCUUCUAUUACCGAGGCAGCCUGACGAUGCCGCCUUGCUCGGAGAACAUCAAGUGGAUUGUGUUGACCCAUCGUGACUCGUUGCCGCAGCGAAUUGUGGAUCGCAUCCUGGCAGCGCAGCAGGGCCAACCAAACGUGCGCCCGUUGCAACCGCGGAACGAGCGCGCCGUUCUCUACUAUACACCGCAGCCGGCAUCAACGCAACCUCUGGGCAGUUGA